Solanum pennellii is the source of this 3550-nucleotide messenger RNA. RefSeq lists its product as uncharacterized. The coding region runs from base 2429 to 3151 and encodes 240 amino acids. The record is from RefSeq and is a predicted model, not a curated record. Lineage: Eukaryota; Viridiplantae; Streptophyta; Magnoliopsida; Solanales; Solanaceae. The transcript has 7 exons.
CAGGAUGCGUAUGGGGUGCAUUCUGAUUUUGAAUUUGGUAAUAAUAACGUUGAAGAAACUCCCAACGAUAAAAGUAGAACUUUCUUUGAACAAUUGGAAGCUGCUAGUCGGCCUUUAUGUGAGGGGAGUCCUCACUCCCAGUUGUCUAUUGAUCUUAGGUUAUUAAAUAUCAAAUCAGAUUGGAAUUUUUCUCAAGGGGCAAUGGAUUCUGUGAUUGACCUUAUGCAUGAUUUAGUUGAUCCAAAACCAGAGAUACCUGAUAAUUUCUAUAAGGCAAAGAGGUUGGUGUCAAAAUUAGGACUGUCAUCGAUGAGAAUCCAUUGUUGUGAGAAUGGUUGUGUAUUAUACUAUAAGGAUGAUAUUGAUUUUGAAUCCUGUAAUUUUUGUGGUAAAUCUAGGUAUAAGCUUGCUCCUAGUGUGAAAAAAGUUGCUGUUAAGACGAUGCGUUACUUACCUCUUAUACCAAGGUUAAAAAGGUUAUAUGCAUCAAAUAGAUCUGCUCCUCAUAUGAGAUGGCACCAUGAAAACAGAAGACCACCUGGUAUUAUGUGUCAUCAUCCGAUGGAGAGGCUUGGAAGCAUUUUGAUAGAACUUAUCCCGAUUUUGCAGUAGAACCAGGAAACAUUAGAUUAGGUUUAUGUUCAUAUGGAUUCACUCGACAUUCUGUUUCUGCUGCACCUUACUCUUGUUGGCUUGUAUUUUAACACCAUGUAAUCUUCCACCUGAGAUGUGUAAUACCAGUCCAUAUAUAUUUCAGAAUUGUGUCAUUUUUGGCCCCUGCAAUCCAAAAGUCUUGGGUGUUGUGUACUUGCAACCUUUGAUAUAUGAAUUGAAACAACUGUGGGUUCAAGGGGUUGAAACAUUUGAUGUGUCUCUUAAGCAAAAUUUUAAUUUGCGGGCUGCGUUAAUGUUGAUCAUUAAUGAUUUUCCUGCGUAUGGAAUGUUGUCAGGGUGGAUGACAACUGGAAAGUUAGCUUGUCCUUACUGUAUGGAAAAUACUAAAUCUUUCACUUUAAAACAUGGUAAAAAAAAAUCUUGGUUUGACUGUCAUCGUCAAUUCUUGCCAAUGGACCAUGAGUUUAGGAGUAUGAAAAAUGCAUUAAAAAAGAAAACUGUUGAAUGAGGAUGUCCACCUCUAAUAUUGACUGGAGAACAAGUUUGGGAGAGGGUUCAACACCUUCCAAAGGUUACAGAAGAACAACCUUACAAAUUUGAUGGAUAUGGUGUUACUCAUAAUUGGACAAAACAGAGUAUAUUUUGGCAGUUAUCAUAUUUGAAGGAUAAUUUUCUUCGACAUAAUCUUGAUGUCAUGCAUAUCAAAAAAAAUUACUUUGAUAAUUUAUUUAACACAGUAAUGGAUAUCGUGGAAAGACAAAAGAUAAUGUUAAAGUUAGAAUGGACUUACCAGAAUACUGUAGGCGAAGAGAGUUAUGGUUGUAGGAGUAACAAAACAAGUUUUUCUUCAAGCCUAAGGCUAAUUAUUCAUUUACAAUGGAUCAAAAGCGUAAAAUAUGUGAAUGGGUCGAGCAACUUAAGAUGCCUGAUGGACAUGCUUCAAAUUUGGGGAAACGUGUUGAUAUGGAGCAUGGAAAGUUACAUGGUUUGAAAAGUCAUGAUUGUCACGUCUUCAUGGAAACAUUACUCCCCAUCGCAAUUAGUGGCUUUCAUGAUAGAAUUUGGAAACCUAUGACUGAAAUUAGUUUGUUCUUCAAAGACUUGUGUUCUAAUACUAUGAAAGAAGACAACCUCGUCCAGAUGGAACCAAAUAUUCCUAUAAUUACAAAUAAGCUCUAGAAGAUUCUUCCACCUGGAUUUUGGGAUGUUAUGGAGCAUCUUCCUGUGCAUCUAGUGCAUGAAACCCGUCUCGGAGGCCCGGUUCAAUAUAGAUGGAUGUAUCAAUAUGAGAGAACUAAUGUCAAGUCUAAACGGGGUAUGAAGCAAAAACAUAGACUUGAGGGAGCAAUGGUUGAAGCCUAUCUUGCUAGCUACUUCGUGCAUUUAUAUGGCAAUGAUAAAGUAUUUGAGUAUUAUUCAACAUGAUUUAAAAAUUAUAUGGCAGGUGGCGGGAAGAAUAAAGCUAUUGAUAAUUCUCCCCAAAAGAAGAAGAAAAAAGAUAGCAUGAUUACUAGGCGAUCGACUGCGAUACACAUCAGAUCAGACUCCACACCAUCUCUCCCAACACGAGACACUCCGGUACAUUGAAGUUCUAGGCAGACCGCGUCUUAUAUUCAGUUGACUCGAUAGAUUCAUCUCCAUCGACCUAUAUGCAUCAGGUGCCUGUAAUGAUGCCCACAUCCGGAUAUGCUACCCCAAAUGGAUACACUCAUUUGCCUCCCGAGUAUCAGCGACCGACAUCCAGUGUCUCUUGUACAGUUAAUCACACCCAACAAACUCACAACCUUCAUCAUCAUCUAUUUCAAAUCUUGGGAUGUCUAGUCUUCACAUUCAAGGCAGCAGCCCUGACACUCCUAUCACAAAUCAAUCAGCCACACAUGAUCAGAAAAAGUGUGCUUGGUGUCCGGAACACGAGACUCAAAUUUGUGCAAACCUUCACAAGAAAGCUGGGUGUCUACUUUCUAGUUUGUUUCUGAAAGCUCGUAAAAAAGAUAAGAAGCCUCGAUGGAUUUUAUUUGAGGAUUGGGAGAAGUUAGUUGAACAUUGGGAGACGAAUGCAAGGUUCAAGCAGAUGAGCGAGAUCGGCAAGAAGGCCAGAUCAUCUACUAAGGGUGGUUCUCUACACACAAGCGGGGCACAGAGUCAAGGAAAUGUGAGGAGAAAAUUGGCUGAAGCAUUCAAGUUUACACACACAAGGAAGAAGAAAAAUCAUGGAGAUCCAGACGUUUGGGUUGAGCCACGAGCUCAACUGACCUAUAAUCAAAAUCUUCAAACCUUCGAGGAUUUCCACCAAACUUUACCAGAAGACAACCAAGGCAUGUCAAUUAGCCAAGAGCAGGCCGAGAGAAUUUGGCUGGACUAUGUUGGUGGUCCAACUAGAUAUGGAUAUGCUUAUGGCAUGCCGCAAAGGGCCUUUCGUGAAUUUCAUUCUAAGCUAGAAGUCCUAUCUAGUUCCCAUGAUGAUGAAUUGAGGAAGACUAAUCUUGAUUUGAAGCAUACGAUAUAUAAGCUAUCUAGUCAAGUUGAAGCCUCGUAGGUUAGGGAAAGGAGGAGGGACAUAGAAUUUGCUGGUCUUAAGGUUCAAUUUGAUGCAUUACUUGCUUCAGGAGGGAUUACCUCUUGUCCCAGUGAUGUCCCUUUCCCUCCUCGACCCUCUCAAUCUCAACCUCCAGCAUAUGGUAAACAAAGAGAUUUGAUGGAGGAGUCUAGUAGUGAGGAAGAUGACGAGGAAGAUGUGGAAAACUCAUUGCCGCAUUAUUGAAGAUAAGAGUUGCAUUAGAUAGUCUAAAGUUGUUAUGUUAAGGUUAUUUUAUGAGACUUAUUAUGUGUUUAUUUAAUGUUAGAUAUCUUUGAAAUCCUAUUAUAUAACUAACUGACUUUAAUGUUUGUUCUUUGGAAUUUGAAUUACUUUGAGUUGAAGCAUAAUAUUAGUAAA